AUGGUCGAGAUCAAUCUGAGGUUGAAUACUCAGAGUUGUGUAACUCUGGUUCAGUUCUGCAAGAAAGAUGUUCCAAAUACUGAAACAACAACUGCUUCAGAAGCUGCAAUCGUCUAUCUUAUUCACUGGUUCAAUGUUGGGAUCAAAAGAAUUUGUGUAAAGGUUGUCUCAAGGUGGAGUCUCAAGGAAAUCAUGGUUAUGGAGGACUUUCUGAAGGCUACAUCUGCAAAAUUGGAAACAGCUUUAAAUCAAGACUACUUGAGCAAGUAUGAGAAAUUUGAGUUUAUUAAAUCAGAAUACUUUGAUCAGUUGAUAAACUAUAAGGGUAAAUUAGGUGGGACUAAAUUGGAGUAUGAAACUGGUAGUCGAUGGCGUACCCGUGACAAUUAUAGUGCAUGGCGUACUCGUGAGUUACGUAUGUCUGUUCUAGAAGAUAUCGAAAAACAAGAAUGGUCAAUAUGUGUCUUCCCUUUUCCGGAUGAUCGAUUCUGCAAUCAUUUUUCCGUUGUUGGGGUGACGACUACAGGUGAAAUUGUUUUGUGGGAGACGUUUUCUAAGUCUUAUGUUAUCUACUUUAGUCCCGUGAGGAACACAUUCCAAUAUGUUAAUUUUCAAGGCCGUGGAGCUAAUUGUGCUUCGGUUUACGCCAUUGUAGACCAUAUAGAGGAUGUUAGUGUUAACGAUGCAAAGCAACUCAAGUCAAGCAUCUAA
This is a messenger RNA of Camelina sativa (false flax), 711 nucleotides long. Lineage: Eukaryota; Viridiplantae; Streptophyta; Magnoliopsida; Brassicales; Brassicaceae. The record is from RefSeq and is a predicted model, not a curated record.